AUGGAGAAGCAGCUUGAUGAAACUGGUUACUAUAUACUUGUACAUUUCAAGAGGGGAACCAGCGCGAACGGGAGCUCAAAGGACAAGAUCACCGAGGCAAUGAUGAUUAACUUUCCGGCUCCAGCAGAACCACCAAUGAGAGAAACGAUUAGACUCGGGAUUAUAGCUAAACAUCGUGUUAUGCUCUGCCUCAAGCUUGGACCAUGGCCACCGCGUGCUACCGCCGAUCUUACUGUCAUCGGUGAGGGUCUCUGCUACGCAAACCUUGCCGCAAAUCUCGAACAGCCGCCGAACUCAACCACCACCUUGUCUCAUGAUACAUUAGCCAUGAAUUCAAACGGCCAACGGUUUGCUUAUGGCCUUGGUAGCUCUUUGGCCAACAAUCAUUCCUUGACAAUUCUAUAUAGCGACUUCAAUCACCACCCUUUUGCCAACUCCUCGAAUGCCUGGACCCUAUCAUGGUUAUUCUGCGAAUUCUCGAAGAGAUCUAAACCUUAUGCUUUGGUUGUAAAGCAAUCCUCAAUCGACUACAUCACCAUAGUCUUCCGAAUCUUUGUUGUCGCGCUACUUUGGGUAGUUCAUCUUGCUCCGGCGAGAAUCAAUGCAUCGAUUCUUUCAUCAACGUCACAAAGUCUCAUGACCGUGACCAUUCUUUCGUCCUUCGAAUCUUUCGAGGAUGAUCUCUCGAUUAACCAUGAUCUCACAUGUGUCAAUGUGCUCCCAAGCUCUUGCCUCACAGCUCUCUUGGUUUCAAAAUCGAUGAACUUUAUCUAUCUUCUUAUGGCAUUGGGGAAUGUCUUCUAUUGUACCGCUUUAAAAUUUGGAUCACUUAAAUCCUUUUCUUUGUACUUGUUCUUGUUUGGAUGAA
Messenger RNA from Arabidopsis lyrata subsp. lyrata, 868 nucleotides. RefSeq lists its product as uncharacterized. The transcript is spliced from 5 exons. The record is from RefSeq and is a predicted model, not a curated record. The coding region runs from base 1 to 867 and encodes 288 amino acids. Lineage: Eukaryota; Viridiplantae; Streptophyta; Magnoliopsida; Brassicales; Brassicaceae.